GAAAAGGUGCGUGAACUCCGUCUGUCUGUUCCCAAGGAGAAGUUUGAGGGUUGUCGCCCAGUGUCAUUUGCCUUUGCAGGAUAUAGAAGGAUUACAGAAUGGCAGCGCUUUGCAGGAGAGCAGUUGUGCUGUUCCAGACUACGAAAACUUUGCCUUAUGUUUUAACAGCUGCAAGAAAAUGUAGUACUGCAGGUACCCAGUACAAUUAUUUAAUAGUUGAUAAGCGAGGAGAAAAUAAAAAUGUUGGUUUUAUCCAGUUAAAUCGGCCUAAGGCCUUGAAUGCCCUCUGUGAUGGGUUGAUGAAAGAGAUGAAUCAGGCAUUGGAUGCUUUUGAAAAUGAUGCACAAGUUGGUGCCAUUAUUAUCACUGGCAAUGAGAAGUCAUUUGCAGCUGGUGCAGAUAUUAAAGAGAUGCAAAACAGAACAUUUCAGGAGUGUUAUGGUGGAAACUUCCUUUCUCAUUGGAACAGAGUGUCUACUGUAAGGAAGCCUAUUAUAGCAGCUGUAAAUGGAUUUGCCCUUGGUGGUGGCUGUGAGUUGGCUAUGAUGUGUGAUAUUAUUUAUGCUGGAGAGAAGGCACAGUUUGGACAACCUGAAAUUCUUCUUGGGACAGUUCCAGGUGCAGGAGGAACUCAGAGGCUGACAAGAGCUGUGGGCAAAUCACUGGCCAUGGAAAUGGUUCUUACUGGGGACAGGAUAUCUGCCAAAGAAGCCAAAGAAUCUGGCCUUGUAAGUAAAAUCUUUCCUGUGGAACAGUUGGUAGAAGAAGCACUCAGAUGUGGCGAGAAAAUUGCAAACAACUCUAAACUUGUAUGUGCAAUGGCAAAGGAAGCAGUCAAUGCUGCUUUUGAGCUGACACUAACAGAAGGAAGUAGAUUUGAAAAGAGAAUAUUCCAUGCAACAUUUGCAACAGAUGAUCGAAAAGAGGGGAUGACAGCAUUUGUAGAAAAGAGAAAAGCCAAUUUCAAGGAUAAUUAAAUUAAUCAAACACUAUCUAAAUAGUUUGCAUUCAGAAUGUUACACUGCCAGCUUUCACUUUUUUGUAGAAUGAAGGGAUCUUUAACAGCCACUUCAAAUAAAUUCUUAGAAAAAUUUGUAAAACAUGAUGUUAAAGAAAGCAAAUUCUGGUCCAUUUAAAGAUAACUGCAAUGAGCUGCAAAUCCAUAUACACUGUAUAAUUUGUAUUGUAAAUAAUAAAGCUGUCAUUGUAACUUU
This is a messenger RNA of Erpetoichthys calabaricus (reedfish), 1214 nucleotides long. RefSeq names its product enoyl CoA hydratase, short chain, 1, mitochondrial (gene echs1). Gene Ontology annotation, cellular component: mitochondrion. Gene Ontology annotation, molecular function: enoyl-CoA hydratase activity. The coding region runs from base 99 to 977 and encodes 292 amino acids. Lineage: Eukaryota; Metazoa; Chordata; Cladistia; Polypteriformes; Polypteridae. The transcript is spliced from 8 exons. The record is from RefSeq and is a predicted model, not a curated record. Gene Ontology annotation, biological process: fatty acid beta-oxidation.